CUCUCUCUGGUUCCCCUCUCACCCACCCCCUUCUCGAUCCCCUCCAGAUCCCCGUCGUCGCCGGCCUCUCCUCGUCGUCGUUCGCCGGCCUCUCCUCGCCACCACCGCGCACUCUGUUUCCUCCCACCGCGCACCCUGUUUCCUCCGGCCGCGCACACCGCACCGUAGGUCAAAAGCUUGCUUUUUUAGGCGCCGUCGACGAGCUUCUGGGCGGCGGAGGAUGGAUCCGCGUGCACUGAAGUUGGAUCCGCGCGUCUCGACGCCGUAGCAGCGCCGUCCUCCUCCACGACCACACAACCGCGUCGGCGGAGGACCCGAAUCCCUAGCCAGCGAGCUCAGGCAGCCAUGGAUCCAUGGUCGAUGCCAUGGAAGAGCCACCAACAGCAGCAGCUAAGAUAUGGACAUGCAGGCCGCUGCGCUCCCUGAUGCAUCAUGCGUGCUGCCCUCCCUAACCACCGCUUCUCGGACUCUACUUCUUCCUUGGUCACCAUGGAAGGUGGAGUGUUGUUGAGGUCUGGGAGAACCAUCUUCUACAGGCGAGACGACGAGGCCGUUGUCAGUGGUGAGCUGGUACUACAGGAGAAGGAACAUGCCCAAGAGAAGAAGGAUCACGCCCAGGACAACAAGAAGGAGCAGGAUAAGGCCCUAAGGACCUGGGAUCGCUGCUGCUGGACCUGGGACCUGGGAUCGCUGCUGCUGGAGCUGGGACCUAGGAUUGCUGCUGCUGGACCUGGGAACUAGGAUCGCUGCUACUGUGUGCCUCCUUGGCACCCCUGGAUUUGGGAUCGCCGCUGGAGACAAGGACCUGGGAUCGCUGUUGGAGGCGAGGACCUGGGAGCGCAUGGGACCUGGGCGCAUGGAGGAGAAGCAGGGGCAGGCGGAGGAGAAGCAGGGGCGGGCGGGCGGACGAUGUCCUGGUGAACAGGCGGGCUAUGGCCUAGCGGAUGGAGGAAGAAGAUGAUGGGGAUACCGAUUCAAACUAGGGGCAACGAUGUAAAUUCCACCGUUUUCACCUGGUCGGAACGAAUCCUCCAGCGACUUACAUUUCGGAACGGAGGGAGUAUUUAAAAUUAUGUUCCUCUCAGUGUGCUGCUUCCGGCGAUCUCAUCAAGACGACUGCAUGCACGGUUGAUCGGGAGAGCAGGUGUCUUCGGAACCCUGUCGUUCUAGAUCCUGCCUGGAAGAAUGACAAUAAGGAUUUUGGGGAGCGUCUCGACGCGACUGCUCCCGAUCCGUCCGCGUCUCCAUCCUCCUCUGCUUCCACUACUUCUCCUGCAUUGACCCCAUGACCGACAACGCCGAGGUUGCUGUUGCCGCCGCCGCAUUGGCCUGACCAACCGGAGGGUAUGAUUCGCUCAUCCCCUAUUUGCUCGUUCAUGUGCUAGCCGUAUAUGUUGUGUUCAUAGAGUUUCGGUUCUAUGUAUUGUACAUGCUCACAUUCUUAGGUAUCAGUAUAAGUUGCACACUAUGAUAGCCA
Molecule: messenger RNA, 1477 nt
Organism: Triticum aestivum (bread wheat)
Lineage: Eukaryota; Viridiplantae; Streptophyta; Magnoliopsida; Poales; Poaceae
Exons: 4
Coding region: 433-741 (102 amino acids)
Source: RefSeq, a predicted model, not a curated record